CCGGUCUGGCAGGAUCUAGAUCGUGCUAUGGGGCAACUCUUCAUGAUGGGAUGGGAUGGCAUCGCCGUGACCCCUGCUAUACGAACGUUGAUCGAGGAUCAUUUCCUGGGGUCGAUACUCUUGACCGCGCAUAAUUUGAGAUGUAUACAAUGCUCCACUUCGCGAUUCUAUCCUGACCGCCUGCUAACAAUAAGCGCCUAGCGGCGGACGAAACGAACAGACUGAUUCACGAGCUUCAGACCAUCGCCUACAACGCUGGCCAUCCGGUACCUCUAACUAUUGCCCUGGAUCAAGAAAACGGUGGGGUGAACAGCUUAUCGGACGAGGCACACAUCCGACAGUUUCCAAGUGCUAUGGCUGUCGCCGCCACGGGCUCUUUAGAAAUUGCCUCCGAUGUAGCCAGAGCAACCGCUCUCGAGAUCACAACGGUUGGUGUCAAUUUGAUAUUGGGGCCCGUCCUGGACGUUCUGACCAACGCAAGGAGUCAGCCUCUGGGAGCGCGCACGACGGGCGAUGAUCCUCAGGAAGUAUCACGAUAUGGAACCGCUUACAUCAGUGGAUAUAAGAGCACAGGGAUCGCAACAUGUGGCAAGCACUUCCCCUCCUACGGAAAUCUGCAAUUUUUGGGUGGCGGGCAGGAUAUCCCUGUCAUCACCGACACCCUGGAGCAACUGAGCUCCAAUGCCUUGCUACCUUUUCGUAACGCCAUCGCGAACGGAAUUGACGCUGUGAUGGUGGGCGGCUGCGCAUUGGUGAGCUCUGGCGCACAUAUGAUGCAUGCGUGCUUGUCGCGAGAAGUAGUGACUGCACUCUUGAGGGAAGAUCUUGACUUCAAUGGAGUAGUUCUCUCUGCAUGUCUCGAGAUGGAGUCAUUGAUUCGACAUAUCGGUGUUGGUGGAGGCACUGUCAUGGCAAUCGACGCAGGAUGUGACAUUGUCGUUCUUUGUCGCUCAUAUGAGGUCCAGCAGGAUGCGAUUGCUGGCCUGAAGCUGGGAGUUGAGAAUGGGAUGUUGUCGAAAGACCGCAUCUACAAUUCCUUGAAAAGAGUGUUGAAAAUGAAGUCUAGAUGCACAUCGUGGGAAAAAGCAUUGGAGCCGAUCGGCCUGGACGUGCUUUCUGCUCUCCGGCUAUCACACUCAGCAUUGUCGAAGAUGGCCUACCGCCGCUCGAUCACUUUACUACGUGAUAAGAGUCAUUUAAUCCCGCUGACAGAUCUGAGUCUGGGCCCCAACGAAGUCCUGCUACUGUCACCCCUACUGAAGCCGCUUCAUGCAUCUGCGGUGAAAGGGGAAGGCCUGGCAGGCUCAAUGGGAGUGUGUUCCGAUGACGUGUUUCAAUCCUCCACAGCGAUUAUGCAAGGCGAAGAAACAUUCACGGAUUUCGGGCGACGACUGGGUCAUCGCCUCAAGUGCAAAGUCUUGCAUACUUCAUACACCGCACAUGGGCUCUGCUCUGUGCACGAGAAUCUUAUCAGCCGAGCAGGCGCGGUCAUUGUGCUUACGGCGGACGCUCACCGCAAUCAUUAUCAGUCCGGAUUCACCAAGCAUGUGGCGAUGAUCUGCAAUUCUCAAUUCUGCGCGAGUAAUGAGAGAAGAGAAAAGCCGCUGAUUGUCGUGUCGGUGAGCUCACCCUACGAUUUUGCUGUCGAAAGAUCUAUUGGUACACAUCUAUGCACAUAUGACUUCACACGGCCAGCGCUAGACUCUCUAGUCGAUAUCCUCACCGGGGUUUGUACUCCUGAAGGGACUCUUCCAGGGACGGGAAGAAAGAAGAGACAUCACGCAAAGUCAGCACACUACUGGCUUGUAGAAGAGUGGUCCCGUGAAAGAGACGAGAAGGCUCUGAACAACCUCAUAAGAGCAGUGGUGGAGGGCAUGCCGUCACAUCGACGGUCCGCACUUGUCGGGUCAACAACCGAUUCCUUUCUUGUCUGCAGGACGGGUAUAGGAGAAGCUCAUUUUGUGGUACGAAACAGCAGCACUGGGGCUUUGUAUGGAUUCUGCUCUACUUAUUUCCUUGCAGAUUCGGGCACGGGCGUUAUUGGUGCCUUGUUCGUGGAUCCGACACGACGAGACCAGUCCAUUGGCAAUUCCUUACACGAGAGGGCCAAGCGUGCCCUGUUAGGACGAAGCAACCUCAAAUCCAUUCAACUUGGAUCCGGGUUCCCAACCACCUUUCUCGGGCUGCCGGCUGAUGACCCAGGAGAGCGGCAGCGUCUACGAGCGUGGUUUGGUAAGCGAGGCUAUGACAUCUCCGCUUCCCAUCUGGUGUGCAGAAUGAUACUUCGAAAUCUAUCGAGCCGGUCUCCCGAAGCCGAGAUCAUAGAAGUCCUCAGAGAGUCGAUGAUCGGCUACGAUACUGUCUCUGACCCUGGAGACGCAAACAUCGUCAUGGAUUUUGUCCAGAAGCAUUCAAGCCGAGGGGAGGCGGAGCUGUACAAGAUUGCGACAGCUGAUCGUAAGGCCUAUCCCAUCAUCCGUGCUCGGGACCUCAAUGAUGGCUCCAUCCUCGGCUGCACCAUUCUUUGCGAUGGCAGGUCUCUGCUAGCACAGUAUUUGCCGGUCUUACGAGAUUCCACUGAGGUCUCUGGAGGGCUUCUGUCACUACUCACUCGACCAGCCGCGACAGAUGCCAAUACGGUGCUUCAGGGAUUGGUCUUGUAUGGUAUCCAGCGCAUCAAGGCUCAAGGCUUGAGAACGUGCGUUUUAGACAUGGUUUCCGGAGAAUCUAGCGUCGAGGCUGCAUUAGCGAUAGGUUUCACUGUCAUGCACAGCUUUGAAGGAGGUGUGCAAUUGAAACUAUAGUGACGUACAAAUGUAAUCAUAGUCUAAUGCUAAACA
This is a messenger RNA of Exophiala viscosa, 2840 nucleotides long. RefSeq names its product beta-N-acetylglucosaminidase. Lineage: Eukaryota; Fungi; Ascomycota; Eurotiomycetes; Chaetothyriales; Herpotrichiellaceae. Gene Ontology annotation, molecular function: hydrolase activity, hydrolyzing O-glycosyl compounds. The record is from RefSeq and is a predicted model, not a curated record. The coding region runs from base 354 to 2804 and encodes 816 amino acids. Gene Ontology annotation, biological process: carbohydrate metabolic process; peptidoglycan turnover. The transcript is spliced from 3 exons.